AUGCAGAGUCUCCUAGGAAAAAUUAAUUUUCUAAGGAGAUUCAUAUCCAAUUCUGCAGGAAAGAUCCAGCCUUUCUCGUCUUUGUUGAGAUUGAAACAAGAACAGAACUUCAAGUGGGAAGAACAGCACCAACAAGCUUUUGAGGAAAUCAAACGUUACCUCUCAAAUCCAUCAGUUCUGUCCCCACCAAAGAGAGGCAGACCACUCAAGCUCUAUGUAUCUGCAUCAGAGGUAUCCAUUGGAAGUCUGUUAGUACAAGAUAACAAAGAAGGGAAGGAGCAAGCAGUCUACUAUCUGAGCAGAACUCUGACAGAAGUAGAAAGAAAAUAUUCUCCAAUUGUAAGACUUUGCCUAGCCUUGUACUUCACGGCUGUGAAGCUCAGACAUUACAUGCUGCCAUACACCAUCUACAUCAUUGCCAAGACAGAUUUGAUUAAAUACAUGCUGACCAGGCCAAUGUUGAGAGGCAGAAUAGGGAAAUGGACCUUGGCCUUAACAGAAUUUGCCUUCAGAUAUGUUCCUCAGAAAGCUAUCAAAGGACAAGCUGUGGCAGACUUCGUAGGAGAUCAUCCUGGGGAGGAGAUUGAAAACAUGGACUCUUUGGACAUAGCAAAUGCAGAUCUAUUGACCAGAGCUCACACUUGCCUCAACAAUUCUAUCUAUUCAUUAGAUUUCCAGUGCACCAACAAUAGGGCAGAGUAUGAGGCUCUAAUCAUAGGCUUAGAGAUGCUGGUGGAACUAGGAAUCCAAUCUGUGGAAAUUUUGGGAGAUUCUAUGCUUGUGCUAAAACAGAUUGCUGGAGAAUACAAAUGCCUAAGUCCUUCUCUGGCUAUGUACUUAGUAGCAGCUAGGAAUCUUCUAAUAGAAUUCUGA
Prunus armeniaca (apricot) is the source of this 873-nucleotide messenger RNA. The record is from the annotation of a GenBank genome assembly. Lineage: Eukaryota; Viridiplantae; Streptophyta; Magnoliopsida; Rosales; Rosaceae.